Molecule: messenger RNA, 2456 nt
Organism: Guyanagaster necrorhizus
Lineage: Eukaryota; Fungi; Basidiomycota; Agaricomycetes; Agaricales; Physalacriaceae
Product: alpha/beta-hydrolase
Exons: 19
Coding region: 414-2336 (640 amino acids)
Biological process (GO): proteolysis
Molecular function (GO): serine-type carboxypeptidase activity
Source: RefSeq, a predicted model, not a curated record
UACCAUCAUCGCUGCCAGCCGCUGAUUCUCCUGAAGAUAAUUCUACGAGCUUCUGUUCUUCGUUGCCAUCAAUGAUUUUUUUGUAACGUCGCCAGCUGCAAAAGCACCGUUGCCCUGCCGGGUCUGGGACCAACGUCCAAAAGACAAGGAUAGGCGCUUUUAUACGGUUCCAUUCCCGCCGAUCACAAGCAAGAAAACAAUAAGAAAUUGCCAUUUGCUUCCGUCCGACCAUCUUCUUUUCGUUGAUUCCCUUUUCCACUUAACUACGCACCUAUCACCGGUCCAGGGCACUCAAGACUUAUAUAAGUAAACCGUUGCUAAUUGUGCAGUAGCAGCGUGCGAUUUUUUAUUGUAAUUCUCCUUCAUAAAGGCGACCGCCCUUCGUUCAGGUCCUGUUCGCCUUCAUAUCUGUGAUGAUUCGAUGCAUCGCCGCCGUUCUGGCCUUCGCGAGUCCCUUCGCAAGGGUCUUCGCAGAUACUCUCCCAAGCUCAUACCCCCAUGUUUAUUCCAACGAACCGUCCACUAACCUUGGUCCUGAUUGGCAGAGCUAUUUUGAAGUAACGGAGUCCCUACCUAAUGUUACAUUUGAUGUGUCGCGUAACUUUGCUGGAAAUAUUGCUGUUCAACGCGAAGGACAUCCCAAUAAUACACUCUUCUUCUGGGCUUUCGAAAAAGAGGAAGGCUCGCUUACUGCGGACGCCAACAGCAGCAGCACGGAACCGUGGGGCAUAUGGUUGAACGGAGGCCCGGGAUCAUCGAGUAUGUACGGCCUUCUCUUUGGUAACGGACCUAUAAAUAUUGCUAGCGAUUACAGUGCGUUGGUCAACAAUUAUACAUGGGCAGACGUCGCGGACUACGUGUGGAUCGACCAGCCGGUAGGUGUCGGAUUUGCGACUGCAGAUGCUGAUGGAUAUGCCCCCAACGAAGACCAAGUGGGAGAGGACUUUAUGGGAUUCCUGGAGAACUUCGUUAAGGUCUUUCCGAGCCUUGCCACAAGACCCCUUUAUAUUACAGGGGAAAGCUAUGCUGGCGUUUAUAUACCGUACAUCAUGAAAACGUACUUUUCUAUGUCUAAUGCCCCCGUCAAUCUUGCCGGAGUGGGAAUCGGGAACGGUGCAAUCACUUCUGGUCAAGUAUUUGAGCUAUUACCUGCCCUUGAUACCAUCCAAACAUACCCUCAGUUGAUCGGUUACGACCCCGAAGUGUACAAAUACUUUGAGGAGCAGAGUAAAUUAUGUGGAUACGAUGUCAAUCUCACCUAUCCUCAAGGAGGCAUCAUUCCGAGUGUCCCGCUGACUUUGCCCACGGAUCGUGACGUCGUUUUUCUCCUUUCGGAGAUGAGGAUGCGAUCAUUCAAAUCUCAGCUGCUUUCAAAGCUGUCGGCCCGAGCUGAUGAGGUGCAUACAUUAACCCGACGUGAGGAAUGGAAGAGGGACCUUACUGGAAGAGCGAAUGGGUCCAUCGAUUCUUGGUAUGGUUGCCUGCUUCUGGAUGAAUUCAUUGACUACGCCCUCAACUACACAUACCCCUGGAAUAUCAGUCAGACGUUCGAUGUGUAUAAUAUACAGGAUGCGCUCAACCCCGAAGUGACCACAGAUGCAACUGUGUUCCUGAAUGAUAAUCAGACCAGGACUGCACUUCACGCACCCACAAGCAAGGACUGGGCUCUCAGUUUUGAAUACACAUUCGGCCAAAGCGGCUCUGCUGACCCGAGUCCCGAGCCGAUGGUGUUCUUGACGGAGCUCGCAACCAAUGCUACAGCGCAGAAUAUCACCAUCGUCCUGUAUUCAGGCAAUGACGAUUCUCUCAUUGCACACCGUGGAACAGAAAUUGCCAUUCAGAAUACUACAUUUGGAGGGAUCCAAGGAUUUACAAAGAAGCCAUCGACACCCUGGUACAAUGAGUCAGGCUCUUUUGCUGGUAUUGUACAUCAGGAGAGAGGCUGGAAAUAUGUCUUGGUCCAUGGAGCUGGACACCUGGUUCCAACAGACGCGCCUGAUGCUGCCUUCGUUCUUGCUCGAGACUUUAUUUUCGGCAGUAACGAGACUGGCCUGGUGGACGGUGACCGUGUAGUCGGGGGGGAAAAUUCGACGUUAGCUAUUGACGUUUUGCCUGGUGGAGAUGAAAUUUAUUAUGGCGUCGGUGCUACCCAGUCGACAUACAUAUACCCUUCGGCAACGCGAUCCGCCUGGGAGGCAUUCAUCCAAACGGCCACUGCCGCUGCUAGCGCGAUUUCACAGAGCCAGAAUAACGGCUGUGGUGUGCAACAAGUUAAGAGGACCAGCAAGUUUGGAUGGGCGGUGUCUAUGAUUACUAUCUUAUGUUGGAUACUUUAGAUGAUCCUUGACGAGCCGACAAGUUGUUCGUGUAUGCUUUUGUCGCUGGUCGUACUUUAUUUUCUUAUUUUAGUGUUAUCAUGUUGAUCCUGUGAAAACAAUGUAACUACUAUAAAAAAU